Prorocentrum cordatum is the source of this 2322-nucleotide messenger RNA. The record is from the annotation of a GenBank genome assembly. NCBI's taxonomy places the organism in Eukaryota, Dinophyceae, Prorocentrales, Prorocentraceae.
AUGCCCCAGCUGCGGCACGAGUGCCAACUGGGCGUGCCGCAUCGUAUGCCGCUGCGGCAAGCAAGGAAGGCGGCAGAGCAGAAGGCCACGGAGUCAGGCAAGAGCGGUGCACCUGCAACUAAGUCGCCCUCCAAGUCUGUGGGAGGGACUGGCCUUCGGUCCACCCUGGCGCCCUGGGCUCCUGAGGCCAAGGAGAUGGCCAAGAUGCAGAAUCAGCUCAGGCAACUCCUUGCCGAGAACAAGAAGCUCAAGAAGGUCAACGGCGGCGAAGCCUCGGACAUGGAGGUCGACCAAGGUGAUGAUGAGGACAACGUGGCGGAGGCCUCGUCGAUCGCGCAGCGCACGGAGCUGCAGGCGAAGAUCACCAAGUACGAGCAGACCAUCAAGAUGCACAAGGACGAUGGUGAGGAUGAGCUGGCGACCAAGCUGCAGGCACAGUCGCUGCGCACGCCUGCCAUGGCCCAUAAGCACUGCACGCAGAAGCUUCAGCGGGUCCAGAAGCAGAUCAGCACAGCGAAGCACGACCUGCAGUCCCUGCAGCAGAAGAUGGAGAAGGUUCAGAAGGAGAUGGACGAGAAGAAGGACUUCCUGGAAAGCAAGCUCGGCGAGGAGCAGGUUCUCACGAAGCAGCUCGCGGGGCACGCGGCGAAGCUCAGCGGGUGCACGGCGGAAGCUGGUGUGGAGGUGCCCCCUGACAUCCUGCGGCUUGACCCCGAGAUCCACCAGCUCAAGUCGGACCCUGACCUGCUGCAGUUCUACAACUCGUUCUCGGCGAACCCCCUCUUCGCCAAUAUGGAGGAGUUGUACAGGCAGAACAUGGCGGCCAAGCUUGCUCAGGAGCUGCACCGUGCCAUGUACCAAGGCAAGAGCGAGGGCGCCGUGUCCGUUAGCCCCGAGCAGCUCGCCGAGAUGGUCGCCGACAUCCAGAACACGAAACAUCGAAAGUUCGACAGCGGAGGGGCAUUGGUGCCGAGCGAGGUGAAUGAGUCCCACUUCGUCGAGACCUACAACGCGAACCAAGGGAAGCAGACGCUUAAAAAGAGGCUAAGCUGCACCAGGUUCCUCAUCGUGCUCGCGCAGGAGAUAGGGUACCACGACUGGGAGUGCGAGGCCCUCAGCUCCUGGUGUGCCACCAACAAGUGGAACGUCAUGGGGGUGCCUGGAGCCCCGACGGCAGGCAAGCUUCCCGCGGCAGGCCUGGCGAUCUUUGCGCGUGAAGGCAUAGGGCUACGAGGGCCGACAUACCCUCCGACGAGCCCCGCAGCACGGAGAUCCACGGUCAACGAGCAGGUAUCCUUUGGAAGCGAGCUGGUGCCUCAUCGCGCCCAGCAUGCAGUGGUGGAAGUGCCUGGAUGGCCACCCAUCAAUAUCUUCAACAUAUACCUGCACACGGGCGAGGGAAUGUCCCUGCAGAAUGCCAAGAUCCUCGUGAACGUGGGCCUGGCGAUGGCAGGGCAGACGUAUCCCUCCAUCAUAGGCGGUGACUGGAAUAUGACGGCGGCUGAGAUUGAGGCAUCUUCGUUUACGGUGCAUGCCCAGGUAUCACUGCUGGUUCCGAAGUCUAUCACAUGCAGAACGGCGACGGCCAACUCAGUGAUCGACUACUUCGCGCGGACCUCAGGUGCCAUGCGGCUCAUCAAAGCCAUACAAGUGGACAUGGGAUGGGCAAUCAAGCCGCAUCGGCCAGUGGUCAUGGAGCUUGCGACGAUGUGCAAGCGAAUGAUGUACCUCACCUACGUCGGCGGGGCCAAGAUUGAGGUGAACAAGCAGGAGGGGCCCAUGCUGCAGGACAUGCACGACUGGGAGCUCGAGAGGACGUGCGCCGAGGGUGCCGUGGAGAUGGCCGUAUCUGGUUCAGUGGGAGCUGCAUGGCGUCUCUUGUCCUCCGCGUGGGCUCGUUUUGCUGCGCAGGCGGCGACCAGGCUUGGGCAUCUCACAGGCACCCCAGUCCAGGCGUUCUCAUACGGCGGAUACCUGAGGCCAAAGUGGGUCUCCUAUAUGUAUGAAGGGUCGGACCCAGAGGGCAUCCAGGCUGUUGCUGACGGGUGGAAAUGGUACGAGGAUGCGCUGUCUGUCAUAGCGAAGCUCCUGGCCAACCGGCCCGCGAUCAAAGGCAACAUGCUGCAAGACGAGAUCCACGGCUUCGUCACCACCGACUACGCAGGGCAAGGCGUCAGUCAGCGGCUGGAUGCAGUGGUUGCCCAUGCGCGGAGAGCACUAGCGGCGCCAAACACAUCAGCGCAGGACAUCAUCAACAUGAUCGAGGAGGCGGCUGAGGACAUCGGCAUGGCUAAGCAAGCAGCGGACCGUGACAGUGCUUAG